CAGCAUAAGCAUAUUCCCAGUUUCCUAAGUUUUUUUGCGCUCGCAUCUUAGGGAGAAACAAAACAAGUCAAAACUCUCAGCAACAAUCGAGCUUUGGAGUGAAACCUUUUUGUUUUGUCCAAACACUCCGUAGUAGUUUGACGGAGAAUACUAUUACUGCGCCUAAAAUCGAAUGGCUGAUCCACAACCGUUGCUGCUCAACGAUUCGGAGCCAACUCAAUUCCAGAACGCCAGACCCACCCGAAUCGCUUCCCUCGACGUCUUUCGCGGCCUCUCUGUUUUUCUUAUGAUAGUGGUGGAUUACGGGGGUUCCAUCUUCCCCAUCAUUGCUCAUGCCCCCUGGAAUGGAAUUCACUUGGCUGAUCUCGUCAUGCCAUUUUUUCUCUUCAUUGCUGGAAUUUCUCUUGCACUCGUUUAUAAGAGAAGGCCGCAGAGAACACAAGCUACAUGCAAAGCUUUCGCCAGAGCAGUCAAACUAUUUGUUCUCGGUGUUGUUCUUCAAGGAGGCUAUUUUCACGGUAUAACUUCCUUGACUUUUGGUGUUGACAUUGAAAGAAUUCGGUGGUUGGGAAUUUUACAGAGGAUAUCUAUUGGAUACAUUGUUGCAGCUUUAAUCGAGAUCUGGCUUCCACCUCCGCGAUGGAAAGAAAUAAAUUUCGUCAAAAAUUACUACUGGCAAUGGUUUGUUGUUGUAAUAUUGCUGGCGCUUUACUCAGGAUUACUGUAUGGUCUAUAUGUUCCAGAUUGGCAGUUUGAUGUAUCAGCCUCGUCCUCUUCGCUGCCUCCUAUUGGUGGUGGUGAUAUUUACACGGUCAAUUGUUCAGUGAGAGGCGAUCUUGGACCUGCGUGUAAUUCUGCUGGAAUGAUUGAUCGCUACAUACUUGGUCUAGGCCAUCUGUAUAGAAAACCAGUUUACAGAAACCUUAGGGAGUGCAAUAUGUCUAAGGGUCAAGUUUCAGAUAGUUCACCUUCAUGGUGUCAUGCUCCUUUUGACCCCGAAGGCAUUUUAAGCUCCAUAACAGCAGCAGUUUCAUGCAUAAUUGGACUUCAAUAUGGUCACGUUCUUGCCCACCUACAGGACCACAAAGAGCGCCUAUACAACUGGAUGUGUUUUUCCCUUUCACUUUUGGCUCUUGGAUUGUUCCUGGCCUUAACAGGAAUUCCAAUAAAUAAAGCUCUGUACACCGUCAGUUAUAUGCUACUAACUUCUGCAGCUUCUGGUCUCACAUUCAUUGCUUUAUAUUACCUGGUAGAUGUUCAUGGCCACAGGCGUUUGACAGCGGUGUUGGAGUGGAUGGGAAAACACUCUUUGAGUAUAUUUGUCAUCGUAUCUUCAAACUUGGCCGUGAUUGCUAUUCAAGGAUUUUAUUGGAGUAAACCCGAAAACAACAUUAUAAACUGGAUUGUGACACGUUUCGACCGCACCCACACAAUGUCCAAGGAACUCACCGAAGAGGGUCAACAAAGGAAGGACUACGUCGACCCUCCACCAGCCCCUCUCAUCGACCUCGCCGAGAUUAAGCUCUGGUCCUUCUACAGAGCCCUCAUCGCCGAGUUCAUCGCCACCCUCCUCUUCCUCUAUGUCACCGUCGCCACCGUCAUCGGUCACAAGAAACAGACCGGUCCUUGCGACGGCGUUGGUCUUCUCGGCAUAGCCUGGGCCUUCGGUGGCAUGAUCUUCGUUCUCGUCUACUGCACCGCUGGCAUUUCUGGUGGACACAUAAACCCAGCGGUGACCUUUGGCCUAUUCCUGGCGCGCAAGGUCUCGCUGAUCCGUGCGGUUCUCUACAUUGUAGCACAGUGCCUUGGUGCCAUCAGCGGCGUCGGCUUGGUGAAGGCCUUCAUGAAGCACCCCUACAACUCCCUCGGCGGCGGUGCCAACUCCGUCAGCCCUGGCUACUCCGAAGGCACUGCUCUCGGUGCGGAGAUUAUCGGUACCUUUGUGCUUGUCUACACCGUUUUCGCUGCCACCGACCCCAAGAGAAGCGCGCGUGACUCUCACAUCCCCGUGUUGGCUCCAUUGCCUAUUGGGUUCGCCGUUUUCAUGGUUCACCUGGCUACCAUACCCAUUACCGGUACCGGGAUUAACCCUGCCAGGAGCUUCGGAGCUGCUGUCAUCUACAACAAUGGCAAAGUUUGGGAUGACCAUUGGAUCUUUUGGGUUGGACCAUUCGUGGGAGCGUUGGCGGCGGCGGCAUACCACCAGUACAUACUGAGAGCAGCGGCUAUCAAGGCGUUGGGGUCCUUCCGGAGCAACCCUACGAACUAGUUGUUGACGGAGAAGAGAGAUAGUGUAGAGGAAGGAACUUUAAUUCGUGUUUGCAUUCAUGAUUUGUUAUUCGCUUGAUGUGUGUGUAUGUGAUGAUGACCCAUUCGUCUUUUCCUCUGUAAUUUACUAUUUAUUUAUUUUUAUUAUUGUUACCAUUUCUUUGGUUUGUUUGUAUGAGAUGAGAUCAUAUUAUGACCGUUAUUUAAUUUUAAAUUUGUAUUUCUUUACCCGUCAUGCAUGGCAUGGGAUGAGUAGUGAAGUCCCUCCUCGUCUUUUUCGACAUAAAUUUGUUGUUCCUUUUUUUA
This is a messenger RNA of Vigna unguiculata (cowpea), 2574 nucleotides long. RefSeq lists its product as uncharacterized. The record is from RefSeq and is a predicted model, not a curated record. Lineage: Eukaryota; Viridiplantae; Streptophyta; Magnoliopsida; Fabales; Fabaceae.